UUUUCCAAUAACUUGCCCUGGGUGAACGGCUGGGUCCUGGGCUGCACUCUGUCCAUGGAGGAGGUGGAGGACAGAAGGAUGCUGGUGAACUAACACCCAUCAUGGAGAACCCUCCACCCCUGCACCACACGAGGCUCUGAGCAGCUCCUUCAGCACCACUGUUACAGCCACAGGCAGGAAGGAGCUGCUGCAGGUCACUGCUCCCACAGACAUCACACAACACAGCACUGCUGUGAUACACAAUCGUCUUUUCUUGCACUAUUAUUACAGUUGUUUCUUCCUGUCCACUUUUCUUUCUGUUCGUCAAGCUGCUGCUGUAAACACAAAACUUUCCCCAUUGUGCGAUUAAUAACGUUGUCUCCUAUAUGCUCAGACAUUUCUCCUCUUCAUGUGUGGUAAUGAGCUGCUCUGUGGCACAGGUCUCCAGUCUUCAUCAGUGACUCUGUGAUUGACACGUGUGGUCUGAGUUGGACUCAUCCUGGGUUUUAGACUUAUUCUGAUUCUGUGAAGUUGUUCUGUUUCUGUCUGGUGACAGGAUGCAGUCACGUCGUUUCUAACAAACUACCCCCCUUUCACUUCCUGUUGUCAACAGUCGGACUGCCCAUGAAUGCAUCACAGCUUGUUCUGAACUCACAUCCUUGGUUUUAAUGUGAACUUUCACAUUUUUUGCUUUUUGCACCAUUUGUUGAUUCAGUUGCUGCUUCGAGCUGCUGUUGACCAGAUGAACUAAACUGUGAUGUUCCUGUCAUGAAAACACAUCACAGACGCAGGAAGGAGGUUCUGCACCUACACAACCGAGUCUUUACAUGGUUCUUCGUGCAGCAGGAUGACAGGGAACCUGCUGCUGUGGCUGCUCCCAGUGACAUCACUGCUGAGCUGCCCAACAAGGCAAGCUCGUCUCACUGUGAGUCCCAGCAGCUCUCAGUUCUUCAAAGGAGACUUUGUGUCUCUGAGCUGUGAGGUUGAUGGGAGAUCUGGAGGAUGGACGGUGAAGAGGAACAAUACAAGACGAUGGAUGACUCAGUGUGAAGAGUGGGGAAAACCUGAGGGUUCCACCUGUAACAUCAGCUACGUCCUCCCUCUGGACAGUGGAGUUUACUGGUGCGAGUCCAGCUCUGCAUCCAGCAGCAGCAGCAGCAGCAGCAGCAGCAGCAGCAGCAUCAACAUCAGUGUCUCUGGUGGAUCAGUGAUCCUGCAGAGUCCUGUCCUCCCUGUGAUGGAGGGACAUGAUGUCACUCUGCACUGUCAAACAAAGAGCCCUCCCUCCAAGCUCCCAGCUGAUUUCUAUAAAGAUGGCUCCCUCAUCAGGACUGAGCCUACAGGUCACAUGACCAUCCACCGUGUCACCAAGUCUGAUGAAGGAGCCUAUAAAUGCAGCAUCCAGGCUGGUGGAGAGUCUGCGUCCAGCUGGCUGCUGGUUUCAGGGUCGCCUCCACCUCCGCCUCCACCUCCACCUCCAACCAUCUUCCCUCUGAUCCUACACCUGCUGGUGUUCUGCCUGUACCUCAUCUCCACUUUGCUCAUGGUCUCCACAUAUCGACAGAAACAUUCAGAUAACUGCCUGCUCGUUUCCAUGGCAAUGACAUCACUGGACCCUGCCAAGGAGGAGCCUGGCGAUGUGGUGAUGACGGAGCUUCGAACCUGAGCAGACUGAUUUACCCGACAUGAUAAUGUGGUUGAUCAUAACAGGG
Betta splendens (Siamese fighting fish) is the source of this 1691-nucleotide messenger RNA. RefSeq names its product sialoadhesin-like. Gene Ontology annotation, molecular function: transmembrane signaling receptor activity. Bases 827 to 1645 code for a protein of 272 amino acids. NCBI's taxonomy places the organism in Eukaryota, Metazoa, Chordata, Actinopteri, Anabantiformes, Osphronemidae. The transcript is spliced from 6 exons. Gene Ontology annotation, biological process: cell surface receptor signaling pathway. The record is from RefSeq and is a predicted model, not a curated record.